Neopsephotus bourkii (Bourke's parrot) is the source of this 3145-nucleotide messenger RNA. RefSeq names its product signaling receptor and transporter of retinol STRA6 (gene STRA6). Gene Ontology annotation, biological process: vitamin A import into cell. Gene Ontology annotation, molecular function: retinol transmembrane transporter activity; signaling receptor activity. Lineage: Eukaryota; Metazoa; Chordata; Aves; Psittaciformes; Psittacidae. Bases 340 to 2349 code for a protein of 669 amino acids. The record is from RefSeq and is a predicted model, not a curated record. The transcript is spliced from 18 exons. Gene Ontology annotation, cellular component: plasma membrane.
GCUGGCCCAAGCUGCCUCCUGUGCCGAAAAGCUCUGCCUAAUCAAAGGGAGAGCGGAGCACGGGGUUGGUUGCUUUUCGUUUCCUAAACCCCAGGGUGGCCCCCAGCCAAGGCCUCCUGGCGAUGGAGGGGAUAAAGUUCCCUGAGCCUCGGCAGCCUCCGCGCUCCCGGUGCGCUGAACUUUGCCUCUAAGUUUGCUUGGCUGCAUCCGCGCCUGAUGCUUUAGACCCCGCUCAGCGAGGCCACGCUUCUCCUGGGACCCCCAUCGGGCCAAGCCUCUGGUGCCCUGCCAGGAGGUCGCUGGGUGGAAGAAGCCUAAAGAGGGAGGAAGGAGACAGCCAUGGCAGCCAACAGCUCCGGUGGGAUGCAGGAUGCUCCUCUGGACAGCACCGAUGACCUCGCUUCUGACUGGUACAUCUAUGAAACCAUGGAGCCAGCCGUGCCACAGGAUGACAUGUUUCCCAGUGUAAUUCCAGACUGUGACCCCACCAUUUCUCCCAGACUGUAUCACAUCUGCAUGGCGCCCAUCUCCCUGGCCGUGCUCCUGGGCUUGUCCUUGCUGGUGAAGCGCAGGCGUCUCCACCGGAGCUGCUGGAAUGGUGUCCCAGGACUGCUCAGCCCAGCCAACUUCCUGGAGGAGGAAGGCAACCGCGGGCUGGUGGCUGCAGUGUUCGGCAUCCUCUUCUCCUCCCUGUGCGUGCUGGUCUUGGACACGGACCCUCUGCCGCUCAUCACCCACUCCUCCCAGAGCACCCGGGAGUAUUGGAAGAUCCUGGCUUUGCUCUACUACCCUGCCUUCUACUACCCCCUGAUGGCCUGUGCCACCGUCCGGCACAGGGCCAGCUACCUCAUGGGCUGCCUGCUCUCCUGGUGCCACUGCGUGGUCCACAUCUGGCAGAAGGUGGAUUGUCCCCAGUCACCAAAGAUAUACAGGUACUACUCCACACUCUCUUACAUCCCCAUCAUCCUCUGCCUUGUGCUCUUAAGCCUUUGGUACCCAGCCCUGCUCAUCAAGAGCUUCACCGGGCAGGAGGAGACCUUGGAUAAGGAGGUGCCAGGGAGAGGUUAUUACAAGAAGUACCUGAAGGCUGUCCUGUCCAAACGCCCCCAGAAGGGGAGCUCUGCAAAGCUCGAGGAGAGCCUCCUGUCCAGGGUGCAGACGUACUUAGGCUCCUACAUCUAUGCUCCUGAGGAAGGUUUCCGGAUCCCACUGAAGCUCGUCCUGUCCAUGACCACAGCCAUGAUCGCUGUCUACCAGGUCGCCCUCCUGCUCCUGGUGGCCGUCAUCCCCACCAUCCAGAUCAUCCGGGCAGGAAUGACGAAGGACAUCGUGGUGCUGUUGGUCCAGUUUGGCUUGGUGCCCUCGGAGAGCCCCGCUGCCCCUGGUGACAUGGAGAAGGAGCUCAGGACCGUCAAGUACUACCUGUGGUCACUGGAAGUGUGCUACAUCUGCUCGCUGGUGCUGUGCUGCCUGCUGACCUGCGCCAUGCUCCUGAGGACGCUGGUGAUGCACAGGAGCAACCUGAAGGCUCUGUACCAAGGAGCGGUGCUGGAUGUCUUCUACAAAGCCCAUAUCCUCCGCCCAUCCCGACAAGCCAUCGUCUGCUGGAUGAGCUUUGCCAGCUUCCAGACAGCUUUUGCCUGCCUGGGUCUCCUCAUCCAGCAAGUGAUCUUCUUCAUCUGCUCAGUGGGGUUCACCUUCCUCUUCGUCAUCCCGCUCCAGUCGGGCACUGACAGUUACCUCUUCAGGAUCAUUCAGAACAUGUGGCCCUUCUGGUUGACCCUGGUGGUUGCCGUCAUUGCGCAGAACCUGGCAGCUCAGUACCAGUUCCUGGAGCAGCAUCCCCUCCGGAAGGAGCUCACCAACAGGCGAGCUCUGUACAUCGCCACCUACCUGCUCUUCCCCAUCAACGUGCUGGUGGGCGUCCUGGCUGGGCUCUGGAGGAUGCUCAUAUCCGGCCUUUAUAACUCCAUCCACUUCUGCCAGCUGGACAUCAGCCUGCUGAACCGGGGCGUGGAGACCUUCGACCCAGGCUACCACACUUACUGCCACUAUCUGAAGAUUGAGGUCAGCCAGUCCCACCCGGUGAUGAAAGCCUUCUGCUUGCUGCUUCUCCAGCUGGCCAGACCUGAGGGGCCACCAGGGCUCCAGGCAAGCAACGUGGAAGAAGGCAUCCAGCUGAUGCAGCACAAGCAGGCGGCUCCGAGCAGAGCCCGGUUCAAGCAGAGCCGAGCCCGCUGGUGGUUGGCUUACACCCUCCUCAACAACCCCGCGCUGACUGCCUGCAGGAAAACCGCCCUCUGCGACCCCACGGCCAACGGCACCCAGCUCAGCACCCCCCAGCCCUGACCUCCAGGGACCCCCCCACCUCUCUCUGCCUCCCACACGCACUCCAUCCCAUCCCCGUCUCCCACUGACUCUCCUCCUGUGCUGGAGGGAGCUUUGGGCACCUCCUGCCCCUCCCCAGCAGUGAUGGGGGCUGGUUUGUAGCUUUAGGUCCAUGCUGAGCCACUACCAUGGUGCAGAGGUGAGGACAAACGGGUCACCUCCAAGCCUGACCUGGAUGGAGAAGGGCUGAGGAGCCAAGCUGAACCCUUCAGCCAUCUCAAGCGUCUUAGGAGUCACUCCUGCAAUGAGCCCACCAGUUCUCAACAGUUCUCUUUCUGACAUAUGGCACGGCUGGGACCAGUCCCCAGCACCAGGGGAGAAAGGAGAGAGGGAGAAUGGGUGUGCAUGGGUGUGUGGAAGGGUCCUCAUCCAGACUGAGCAUGAGGAACUACCCCCAUCUCAGUGUGGUGUUCCCAUGGAGAAGGUCCCUACUGCCAACCCCAUCCCCAGCUUCUCCCUUUCAUUUCUGAUCCUGGCUCCCCUUACUUGACCCUGGAACCCCUUUCCCCCCAGUUUUGUGAGGGCUAAAACCCCAUCCCCUCCGGGCUGUGAGGUUGCAGACCCAGUUGGGUUCUGCUCCCCAUAACUCGUGACCUGGUGCCUCUUGCUGCCACCCCUUGUUUUGUUCCAAGCCAGCAGUUCCCCGGGGCUGGUGCCCCUCCAAGUGAGCUGAGCUUGAACCCAUAGAAAGCAGUUUUACACCUCACUUGGCCCUGCUGAGGCCAGGAAGGUUAAUAAAUCACAUACCUCAUUCCUA